Mya arenaria is the source of this 7933-nucleotide messenger RNA. RefSeq names its product integral membrane protein GPR155-like. Bases 558 to 3578 code for a protein of 1006 amino acids. Gene Ontology annotation, cellular component: membrane. The transcript has 20 exons. The record is from RefSeq and is a predicted model, not a curated record. NCBI's taxonomy places the organism in Eukaryota, Metazoa, Mollusca, Bivalvia, Myida, Myidae. Gene Ontology annotation, biological process: intracellular signal transduction; transmembrane transport.
UCGUUAUGUUUUGACAGAAUGAAAUGAAGAAAAGCCGUCAAACUCAUAAUUAUAAGUUGGAUAUUUAUUUUUUGUGUACGGAACUAAUAUAAUAUAACAUUAUCUGGUAAUAUUUCUUGUUUUUAUGAUAUUUUAUAGACGCUAUAUGCUUUAACCCGGAAUCCUGAUCGGAACAACUACCCACUUUUGAUACUAAACAAUUUGUACGUGAAGGAUUUGCCAUAUCAAAAAUCUAAAAAAAAUCCGUCAACAUACAAUUAUUUGGACUAGGAUGGAUUUGGCAGUGACAAAUGCUUCAUGUUGGAAGUGAAUGGAUUUAUCUGUGCCUUUUGGUUGAUAAAAACUGGAAUUUCAAAGAAAAUAAUUUUAUGGUGAUAGAAAUUUUCCCUUUGAAGAAUGGAAUUUACACCAAAAGUUUUAAGAAAAUUACCAUAAGACAUAAUGCCAUCAGUUUUCAGGUGGAAGAAUUGAAUUGAAACCAAAAGUUCAAGAAAAUUUCCAUAUAAUACCAUCAGUUUUUUUCAUGUUGCUAGCAUUCUCGUAACUAAGGGAACAAUAUGGCUGCCAGUGGUAUCCUAGCGACCAAUUUGACAGAGAUUGGUAACCUAUCAACCAGCAACAUCAUGUCAAAUUUAACCAGAAAUACAACUACCCAUGAACCAGCGGCGUUAUCCAUAGACAACCUAUACCCGGCAAUUUUCCAGUGUUUCGCCAUUAUAAUGGCAGGUUACAUCGCCGGUAGAGCUAAUCUCAUUACGGAAAUCCAGGGUAAAGGCAUUGGGACUUUUGUCGGAAAAUUCUGUCUACCAGCGUUACUGUUCCGCAGCAUGGUAGUGUUGGAUUUUAGUCAAGUUAAUUGGUACUUUUUACUUGGGAUCGCAAUCUCUAAAACAGCGGUGUUUAUUGCGGUAGCAGGAUUGACGUUGUUGAUUAAGCGACCGGUGCAUCUUGGAUAUGCGGGUCUGUUUGCAAUAUUUGCUACACAGAGUAAUGACUUUGCUCUUGGAUACCCUAUUUUGAAGGCUCUAUAUGAGGACACGCAUCCUGAAUAUUUACAGUAUAUUUACUUGGUAGCACCGAUUUCUCUCAUUUUUCUUAAUCCAAUUGGCUUCGUCCUUCUCGAGAUUCACCGGCGCCGACAUGACACCACUCGACGAGCAAGCAUGGCUCUCACACACUCGUCUCAACUUCUGCCUGCUCCGACCAACACGUGUCAUCUGGCGCUCCAUGUGGCUAAGAAUGUGCUGAGUAACCCAAUCGUGUUCAUGGUAAUUAUCGGGAUAGCGGGAAACUUUGUCUUCAAACAGAAGAUACCAAAUGUGUUGGAUGAUAUUCUCCUGGUGCUAGGUAAUGCAUUCAGUGCUUCAGCCCUGUUUUACCUCGGGUUGAACCUGGUUGGGAAAGUGUCUGGCCAGCUAGGCUUGGGUUUGGUCGUACCAUUACUGCUUAUUAUGGCAAAAACGCUGUUGAUGCCACUGAUCACAUGGCAAGUCGUUGGAGCCUUGGAGUUGCAUGGUCCUUCAACCAACGACUCGAGAUCGCUCAGCAUGUAUGCGUUUCUGUAUGGAACAUUCCCAACAGCUCCCUCUGUCUUCAUCUAUGCUAGUCAUUUUUCCGUUGCUCAAGAUAUUAUUGCCACAGGAAUGGUGGUUUGUACAUUCCUAUCUGCUCCACUCAUGUUUGUGUCAGCCAAGAUGAUGACAGUGGUGGUUAGCAGUGAAAUGGAUUACAAGACGUUACUUCUCGACACUUCAUUUGACCUAAGUGUGGUGUCACUGGUGUUCAAUGUGUGGAUUCUAGCAGUUCUUAUCUUCAGCAGAAAGCACAAGAGAAUGCCUCACCAGUUUCUGAUAUGCCUGGUGCUUGCCCAGAGUCUUGCCUGUAUUGGAAUGAUCAUCUACGAUGGCUUAGACACUCAUAUUGUAUGGACACACUACCUACAGUUUGUUAUGUUACUCAUUGGGGUAUUUUCCACUCGAUGUUUCGCUGCGGUACUCUCCAUUGUUUUAUACCUGUUACAUUGCCGAAGUCUGUGUUUUGUGCUCAGAAACAAGGGAUGGAUGUAUAUAUUUGCUUUAGGGUUUCCAAUGGUUGGCACAGGGAUGUUGCUGAUAUUCGGAGACCAUCAUCUCAACAAUGAAAUAGACCCGUCCUUUCACUAUGGGACAGAUCAGGCAUUGCUGUCGGUGGUUGUCCUCACAGUGUGUUCGGCAAUCAACAUCACAUUCCUCGUUCUUCGUCAACGUAAUGCUCGCCAAAGUAAGGAACGCUCGAUAAAGGUGGGAAAAAAAUCACUCCCGAGAAACAUCAACACGGAGACAAAUGAAGAAGAAAGUAUAACAGAAAGAUUGCUUCCUGCAGACGACAUAGAGCCAUCAAGCACCAGAAGGACUAGGACUUCUAGUACAAGCAAGCUUCUGUGUGAUGGAGAUGGAAGCAGAUAUAGGUCCUGCUCCAACUGUACGCAUGACUGUGAAGUUAAACUAUAUGAACAACCAGUUCCCGAAAGCUCUGUCAGUAUAGAGGACAUGGUGCCUUUCCCUGAUGACCAGCCUGCCGAUCUUAAGCCCACAGCCAAUAAAUCUCGAACUAAGCGUCACUUUAGCAGGCUGAAUUCUAAGGAUAUGGGUAACUGUGGGGUGAAGAAGCAACCUAAACGGAAACCCGGUGGGAAUAUUAAUCCCCCACCGGUUGACCGGGGGAUGAGUUCGAAUUCCGGGGGAUUUUUACCCACGCCAGAGGAUAUGGCAUCAACUCCCAGAGAAACAAGUUCCCCAGCUCGGACGGCAAGUAGUUCUACAACAAGUGAGGAGGACUCAUUACUGGAUUCGAUACAGACUUACGAAUGUGACGCUGGAACAUGUAGUUACCAACAACGUCGGAGGUGUGCCGGCUUGCUGAGGUGCUAUCAUUCGACAUCUCGAAACAUUCAGGUUCAAGAAUCAGGAGAUGCAGUAGGUGUCAAGGUGAAACGACAGCCCUUGAGUGAUGAAUACCAGACGGACAGAUUCAUAAUUCUUCUCCUAUCGUUACAAGUCUCCAUGUUUGUGGGACUGUUCCUGUGUACAUGGAGGUUGUUUAAUGACGCCAAGUCUGGGAUCUAUGUGGAAAUAGAAUUCCUGGAUAGCUUCUUCAACUAUGGCCAGAGUUUGGUUGUGUUUGCGAUAUUUGGGUUUGAUACUCAGCUCAUGAUAUUGCCCUGUAUAAGAAGGAUACGCAAGUUGCUGUAUGGUGUGGAGGUUGUGCACCUGCCAUCUCCCAAGCAGAUAACGGAACAUGAGAAGCAGACGUGUGAACAGUUUUCCAAAUACCACAAAUCUGGGUGUGAGGACGCCAUUGUUAGAGAUAUGAAAUACCGAUUCAGAACGUACAACAAAGUGUUCUGCGGCACUUCUCUCUGCGACUGGUUACAAGAAGUUGGACUGGUUCACACACGCGGUGAAGCGGUCUCAUAUGGACGGACUCUACUUCGUGGGCGUGUCAUAUGUCAUGUGACGGAGGAGCAUGAUUUCCAUGAUAUGCCGUAUUUCUACAGAUUUUUGGAGGAAGACGAAAUAGAAGAGGAUGAAUUUGAAUAAUUUAUAUAAGAUAAAUUUCUGGCUAAGAUCAUAAUGAUCUCUAUUUUUAGAUAUAAUUGUAUCUAGUGCAAAUAGGUUAUGUAGUAUUUCUGUUCUAAAAAUAGAACAGGGCAUUAUUAGUUUGUAUGGAGUUAAACUUUUUCAAAAUCGUGUUUCAUUUUCUUCCCUUUAUCGCUUUAUUUUUCUUUAUCGCUUUAUUUUUAUUACUGUCAAUCAACUUUAUCGCUGAUUAUGUUAUCAUUUGUACAGUACAGGCAGUGUAUCACUCAUCUUUAUAUUAUUAAGUUUAUUAAAGCAUAUGUAUUAGACUAGUAGUUAAAUUUAUGAAAAAAUAGAUAUGAAAUUUGUGAAAUCAAUGAUCAUAAAGAUAAAAUUUAAUCACUAUAUUUUGUCAUAGUAUUGUAUUUCAGAAAUUAUUUUAAUUUCAGAUAAAAAUGUUCUAUUACACACACAGUCACCCUGCUUGUCUCAAAACUUGCCAAUAUGUAUCUAUCUUGAUUUGAACUUAAAUGUGGCUUCAUGCUACUAUUAUUGUGUGCAUUUAUAGUCAAAAACUGUGAGUCAAUGAAAGCUUAUGGGUGCUAAUAAUUUAUACAUUAUAACAUAGCAUGGCAUACCCAUGGGUGAAAUAUUCACUUUAAAUGUUCACAAGGUGAAAUAUAUUGCUAUCUUACUCUGAAACAAACAAUUUUUCAUUUUAUUAUAUUUUUUUAGAAAGCGCCAAUUGGUAUGGGCAUGUAAUGUCAUUUCGGAAAUGUGCCCCAGACCUGUGCGUGCUGAUGUUUGAUUUGGAAAUGAGAGCAGGCACAAAUUUCAAAACCAUGAGAAAUAUAAAUCAUAUUUCACUGAUAAAUCUAUAUUAUCCACCUGAAAGCAUAAUAUUAUAAUGAAAAGGAUUGGUUGAGAAACAAAAGAACGAAAUAAGUUUAAAAUGUGGGUAAGGGGAGACGAAACAAAUAAUUUUUAAUUAUGAUGUCACCAUCAUAAUACUAUAGUAUUUUCACUCUGUGUUGGAUUUUUUUUAAUGAUCGGGUAAUGGAUUAUAACUGCCAUUCUUCUGCCAUUUUGUGGUAAAAGUGCUUUUUUUUAUUAUUCUUUUUAUAAUUUCUGCCACUUAAUUUGUGUACUCUUUUUUAAUUGCUAGUUGUAAUAACGGUGCAUAUAAUUAUAUUUUGUUUUUAUAUUUUUGUUCAUGAUUUUUUUCCUCUCACACUUUUAAUAAUCGGGGCUGGUGAAAUUCUGAUUGGGAAAUGGUGCCAAUUUUGCCUAGAAAUGAAAAUUAUGAAAAAUAACAAUUAUCAAUACCCACUGUAUAUAUUUUAAAUGAUAUGCCUGCACUACACUGUAUAAACACGUACAAUAUACAAUAUAUCUAGCUUAUUACGGUAUAAAAAUGUGCAAUGUAUAUUUUCGCUUUAUUCUUAUGCAUCAUUGCAUAAUUAGUAUCAUUACCGAAUACAAACGAAGUUCAUUACAUGAAAGAAAUCCAAAAUUUAAUCUUCGGAUUUGAGAUUAUUUUUGUUAAUACAGCCAUUUUUUAACUUACUGGGACUGACCUGGUAGACAACCCUAGUCAAUUUCCAAUUGAAAAAAUGCCUGGUAGACAACCCUAGUCAAUUUCCAAUUGAAAAAAUGCAUUUGUCACAAGCGAUGUGAUACAUCAGUAAGUAAGAUUCAAUGCGUUGUAUGAAACAGAAUAAAUUAUAUGUAAGUUUUUGACAAUUUUCUUUUUUUCUUGCAAUUGUAUCAUCUGGUGUCUAGUCCCUUUAAACACCACAUAUUAAGAUAUAGAAGGUUGUGGUACCUUCCGGCUGUAAGCACAGUAAAUGUUUGUUUUGCUCAUUAUUUGAUGUUAAAAAGUGUGUCUCUUACAAGUACCUGUAACUUUUUAUGUUAGGAAUAAUCAUGUCAAUGUAUGCUUAUGUGAUAGAAGUAUUUUAAAUGCUGCAUCAUGUGAUAUUUAUAUUUGUCAGAUAAAAUACUCUGUGUUUGCUCAGCAACAGUAAAACAGAUAUUGAAUAUCGAUAUUUGGGCCAGAUAUAUGGUGCAGGAUGAAUCUACUGUGUAGAUGAAAAUUGUUCGAUUUUGUAAGAUUUUGUAAUUGAUUAAGUAUUGAUAAAAAAUAUAUAUAUAGUUGUAGUCUGUGAUGGAAUUGCUCCACAAUGUUUUAAAUUAUUAUGUAUAUAAAGUAACUCAUUCUAAUUAUUACUAUUAUUAUGUAUAUAUUUCUUAUUGUAAAUCAUUUUGUUUUGUUUCAAUGUCUGAUUUUAUCCAAUUACCGGGAUUAAAGAUAUUGCCAUGGUGAACCUAAGUCAUAAGUACUGGUAAACUUAGUCUAUGAUAUUAAAAUUGAUACUUAUUUAUUAAAUGUGAAUUUCUUUUAUGUUUUAUUGUUUACACAGCUCUUAGACUUAUAACUUAUAACCAUUGAAUUUUCAAAUCAAGUCCAACAGGGUUUAUUAUUUCUCAUACCAUAAUGUAUGGCAAAUGAGGUAUAUACACACUAUACAUACAUUGCAUGGCGGCAGAUACAUGUUAUUAAGAAUGUGAUAAUAUAUAUAUAUAUAUAUAUAUAUAUAUAUAUGAAUGUAUGUUAAUUAAAUUUCUAACAAAAAGCCACUUGUGAAAAUAAGAACUAUAUUUUCAAAUUCAUAAGUAAGCAUUGUUUUGUACUAUUAAAUCAUGUAUCCUCAUACACAUAUACAUAUAUGUCUUUGUCAGAGCUAAUCACAAUACAGUUAAGCUAUAAUUGAUGAGAGCUUUCAACAGGUGACAAAUCCAAUUCACAGUAUUCUUGUUCAAAGAUAAUUAAGUUGAAGUUAUUUUGACUAUUUACAUGGCCUUGAUGACAUCAAAAGAGUCGACAUAGUGCAAUAAAAUAACCCAAAUCUCAGCUGUUACUCAUUUUUGAAAGCCCAAUAAAAUAACCCAAAUGUCAGCUGUUACUCAUUUUUGAAAGCCCAAUAAAAUAACCCAAAUGUCAGCUGUUACUCAUUUUUGAAAGCCCAAUAAAAUAACCCAAAUGUCAGCUGUUACUCAUUUUUGAAAGCCCUUAACAGUUCUCUUGGAACUUGCACACAUGUUUUCAAUGUUUCAAAUGACAAGCACACACAUUGUAAUGAUUGUAUGAUGAAAUCAAGUACAUUUUCUAGUGCUUUGAUUGUACUUUUUGUGUUAGUUUUUAUUAUUAUUUGAAUACCAUCACAGUUCAUUCAAAUAAUUAUCAUAAUUAAAUUGCCAACUACAGACAGGCAAUAAAUAAUUAUAAAUUAAACUGAUCACUGUUCAAAUUUAUCAAGCUUACGUUGGUGCUCAUUGAGUUAUUUCCCUUAGUUUGCUCAGCUGUUAUUCUAGUAUCUAUUUGUAUUCAUUGUAUUUAUUUUAUAGCAUAGUCUGUUUAUUUUUCAACUUCAAGUAUUACUCUGUAGUAUUAUUCUUUUCUGUACACUCACUCACUGAUAUAUUUUUCUUUACACUGUCAGUAGAAAUAUAUUCAUUAGUGUGUUAAGUAUGACAAUACUUGACUUAGUUUGAAUUGUUAGCUGGUCUAGUUUCUAAGAAUUAAAGUUGAAAGCAUUGUCAUACCAUUGAUAUUGUUUGUGUCAUUUUCGGCCAUAACUCAAAACAUGUUUAAAAUAUUCAAAUGAAACUUGGUACACAAAUAGCCAGCUGCCAUAUUCGUUUGUACAGUACGGCUGGUAACUCUAGUUGUAAUACAUCACUUUUUUCCUCCGUAUUUUUGUAAUUAAGUAUAUACAUGUAGGCAAUUAUUUCACCAAUAGUUUACAAAAAAACAGAAAUAGGACUCAAGUUAUAUUAUUUUUGUAUGCUAAAUUGUAAAGAAUCUGAUAGCAUAUAAUUAUAAUCAAGCUCCGGUUACUUCAUUCUGCCUCUUGGUAGAACCUGGUACCAAAGUUUAAAAAGCCCGAAGAGACCUUUGGAAAUUGUUUUCAAAGUCAUUGAAUGCCUCAAAUGCAACCUUUUGGACAAGAAUUUGUUAAAUUUGCCUGGGGGAGGACCCCCCCCCCCCCCUCCCCCCCCCACACACACACUUACAAAACUUUAAAGUCAAAAGUUUAUGCCACUAAGUUACGUCCCAACUAAAGUCAGAUCCUGGAUUCGCCCCUUAUACUGUUUCUGAUAAAGAAAAUUUUUCAAAGAUAAAAAAACUUUCCUUAAAUAAAAGCUGUCAAUCCGUAUUUCAGGAUUUAAAUACUUAAGAACUUGCAAUUAAAGCUUUAGCGUAAUGAUGAUAUUGUUAUUUGUUACUGAUUCUAUUAUGACCUUGCCAAUGAAUGUUCUGUAAAUACUAAAUAUUGUUACUUAUUUGAAAAUAAAUAUUAAUGAAAAAAGAA